Messenger RNA from Cygnus olor (mute swan), 6451 nucleotides. It is a transcript of the gene FBH1, whose product is annotated as F-box DNA helicase 1. Bases 1240 to 4260 code for a protein of 1006 amino acids. Gene Ontology annotation, molecular function: DNA binding; 3'-5' DNA helicase activity; ATP binding. Gene Ontology annotation, cellular component: nucleus. Gene Ontology annotation, biological process: replication fork processing; double-strand break repair via homologous recombination. The transcript is spliced from 21 exons. NCBI's taxonomy places the organism in Eukaryota, Metazoa, Chordata, Aves, Anseriformes, Anatidae. The record is from RefSeq and is a predicted model, not a curated record.
GGCCUUGAGGAUGGGGGGGGGGGUCCUUAGGGCUAAGGGUGGGCCUUAGCAAUAGGGGACCCUUUAUCAAUAGGGUCUGUGGCAGUAGGGUCCUUGGUAAGGGGAGGAGGGGGCUUCACAGUGGGGGGCUCCUUUGCAGCGGGUCCCUUAGCUAUUGGGGGGGUCCUCGGGGGGGCUCAGGGGGUCCCUCGGCUGUGGGAUGAGGAGGGGGCUGCCCUGAGGCACGGGGGGCACCCCCCAGAGCCGGGCCGGCCAUGACGGGGCCUUGUGGAAGGACAAGGGCAGGGAGCCCUUUGCUGUUUGUCUUGGCUGUGGUGCCAACAGAAAAAUGUGGGGAAAAGGGGAAAAACCCAGAGAAUUUGAACCCCCGAGGGAUCUCAUCUUCUAGCCCCGGGCUUCUGGGAUCGAACCUCACGCCGUGAUCCUGGCACAUCGGGGUUUUGAUGUCCAAGGCUUGGGGAGCAGAGGCUUUGCCCCCAUUCCUGCGCCCCAUCUUUCAUGAGACCGUGUGGAGUCCAAGCUCCCUGGCUCCGAUACUCUGGUAUCCAUAAGAGAAUCGGGGUCCUGCCGCGCUCCGCGCCAUUUAAAAUUUAAAAUUUCAAGUGACGAGCACCGCUUCUGAAUAUUCACCUCCCUCGAGGCCUUCCUCGCCUUUCGUUUUCUUCCCCUUGUGGGGAGCGCGGCCUGUGGGGAGCUCAGCGCCGGCCCCGCAGGGCUGACGUGGGCGAAAAGGAGAAACCCCCCCCCCCCACGAAACCUGCUGACCCUUGGCUCCUGCUAUCGACUGCCCUCACGGCUGCCAGAACUGUUCCGCAGGAGCUUAUCCCCUGCCGUACAGCGCAGUAAUAAAGCCAAAGUGAAGGCAGCGAGCGCCUCUUUGUUGGGAACCCUCGUAUCAAGAGGAAGCCCGUCCUCUGCGGUGCUUUCGGUUUCCCUUCGUGCCUUUUCCAUCAUCGGGAGCUGCAUUGUUCGUAGUCCUGCUCCUGCCUGCCCUCCUAAAGAAGAGAGGAGCCCUUGAAGAUUUCAACAAAUGCUUGCUGCCUCCCUCGGGGGAUGCGCGCGAGGCCUCCGUAGGGUCCCUCGGCAUCCUGCUGUUUCCGCAGCCGCCUGCGUUUGCUUCUUCAGCCACCAAACGCCCGUGGAUUCUGGUUUUAGCCCAUCAGCUCCUGCCAAAACUUCUCAGGCGCUGCGGGAUGGAGCCAGGAGGUCGCAGUGAAGCGAUUCAAAAAGAUACACUUUAUGGCUGGCGACUGCAGAGCUCUCGCGCGGAGCGCCGAAGGUUUGUCCUCCCUGACGCAGCCCUUGAGUCAAAAGCACAGCAGCCGGGACCUCAGCAGGGGCCUCCAGCCCAGCCAGCAGGGAAGGAGGCAUCGCAAAGCCCAAGGGCAGCAGAAAAGCAUCACGGAUUACUUCAAGAUCUCCCAGACACAGCAAGUACGUGGGGAAAAGAACGUAAGAGUGAAGGAAGAGCUGCUGGACCCUGUUUUCAUCGAAGCUGAUGAGUCUUUCAGCAGCGUCUCCGCUUUGCUGGAGGCCAGUGGUGGUUCAUCCUCCUUUCUGGAGGACGAGGACUUUGUACCCGCUCCCAGGAAAAGCUCCAGAAAACGGCCUCGGUCCUCUGCAGCUGCAGGCAGACCCAAGAGAGACCACGAUUUGUGGGGCGAGCCUGAGCAGAAGCCAGUGGUUCGUCCCAAACGUGCCCAAACCAAGCACGAACUCGAUGAUGUCGAAGUGGAACCGAUCCCUGAUGCACACUACGGGCUCCUGGGGACUCGCAGCUGGGAGGUGCCUCAGGGAAGCAUCGCAGAUCUCCCAGCUGAAGUCCUGAGGAACGUCUUCGCUUUCCUGCCAGUGACUGACCUGUUUCAGAGCGUGAGCCUGGUGUGUCACUGCUGGAGGGAUGUAGUCAGCGAUCCGCUGUUCAUUCCUUGGAAGAAGCUGUACCACCGGUACCUGAUGAAGGAGGACGUGGCCCUGUGCACAGUGGAACAGAUCUUGCAGGAUUUUGCCAUAACAAAGCAGCAUGAAGGGGCUGUCUUGGGGCUGAUCAGGUACGUCUCUGCCAUUCCCACCAACAGGAAGGUAGAUCCCGGCGUGGUUCUCCCACUCCUGAGGAGUCAUCACCUCUUCUCCAAGGCUGAGGUCUGCAUCGCCAACACGCUGCCCCACUUACAGAGCAGGACGGGGCCUGAGAACGUGUGGGCCGUAAUCACAGCUAUGGUGCUUUUCUCCGACGGCGUCCGCGAUAUCCAAAAGCUGAUAGCAUGUCUGCAGAGACCCUCCUCUGCCCUGUCCGUCGUGGACGUGACCGAGACCCUUUACUGCAUAGCCACGCUGCUGUAUGCGAUGAGAGAGAAGAGCAUUGCCAUCACUAACAGGAUCCAUUACAAUGUUUUCUACUGCUUGUAUCUGAUGGAAAAUGCUUCAGUAACUAUGCCACAGAUGAUACAAGAGGAAACACAGUCUUCACAGUGCAGACAGGACUUCUGGUCCAGUUGUUUGUCCGAAGUGAAACUGACUCACGAACAGCAAAGGAUUUUGAAUCACAAAAUUGAGCGUGGUCAAGUGGUGAAAAUUAUGGCAUUUGCAGGUACAGGAAAGACCUCGACUUUGGCCAAGUACGCGGAGAAGUUUGCCGACCUCAAAUUCCUUUACGUGUCAUUCAGCAAAGCUGUUGUGGAGAGGGGAAAAUCUGUCUUCCCCAGAAACGUUACGUGCAGGACUUUCCAUUCAUUAGCAUUUGGAAGCGUUGGCAAAUACUAUAAAGAAAAAGGCAAGCUGAACGUGUCUAAGCUGACAGCUUAUACCAUGAGCUUCCUCAUCCGGAACCGUGCUGGACAGUCUCAGGUCAUAAGAGGAAAAACAGUCCUGCAGACCCUCGAAAACUUCUUUUCCUCUUCAGAUGAAGAGAUCUGUGAAGAGCACACUCCUAUUUGGUUCAUAAACACCCACGGAGAGAAAAAACUUGUCAGCCAAGAAGAAAAGAAAAUCAAUGUGGAAGAAGCAAAAGAGAUAUGGCACAACAUGAAGGACCUGAACGGAGAUGUAGAGAAGAAAUACAAGAUAACUUGUGAUGGAUAUUUGAAACUCUGGCAGCUCAGUAAGCCUCAGCUUUCAGGAUAUGAUGCCGUUUUUGUCGAUGAAGCACAGGACUGCACCCCAGCCAUCGUGGAUAUUGUGCUCUCACAGACAUGCGGCAUAAUCCUCGUGGGAGACCCCCACCAGCAGAUCUAUAGCUUCCGAGGUGCCGUCAAUACCCUCUACACGGUGCCUCACACCCACAUCUACUACCUGACCCAGAGUUUCAGAUUUGGUCCUGAAAUAGCUUACGUUGGAGCAACCAUUCUGGAUGUCUGCAAGAGCGUCAGGAAUAAGACGUUAGUGGGUGGAAACCAAGAGGGUGAUGUGAGAGGCAGCAUGAAAGGGAAGAUAACAAUCCUAUCACGAAGCAAUUUUAAUGUGUUCGAGGACGCUGUGAGGCUUACUGGGAGACAGGGGCAGAUUAAAAUACGCGUGAUUGGGGGGCUUGCCUGUUUUGGCCUGAGCAGGAUUUAUGAUAUUUGGAAGCUCAGCCAACCCGCGGAUGAGCGGAAGGAAGCAAACCUUGUCAUAAAUGACCCCUUUAUCAGAAGAUGGGAAGAAACCGAUGGCUUCAUCGGUUUGAGGGACUACGCAACGCGCAUCGAUGACAAGGAGCUGCAAGUGAAGAUUGCAAUAGUGGAGAAAUACAAGGAGCGGAUGCCUGAGCUGGUGCGGAAGAUUGAGAGCAGCCAUGUGUCACGAGAAGCUCUGGCAGAUUACAUAAUAGGCACCGUCCACCAAGCCAAAGGCCUGGAGUUUGAUACGGUGCUGGUUGCAGACGACUUUGUCAGCAUGCUAUCCGCCGUUCGCCAUGACAGAAUACCGAACUCCCUUAUCGGCAUGUAUCCUGAGGAUGAAUGGAACCUACUCUACGUGGCGGUGACACGUGCAAAGAAAUGUUUGUUAAUGUCAAAGACCCUGAAGAUUAUUUUGGCGUUGGCUGGGGAGCAUUUCCUUCGAGUGGAGCUGUUGAGCAAGGCUGUGAAGGAUGGGGCCAAAGUCACUUGUUCUGUGCCACAGUGUGCGCAGUCCCUGCAGUCCAGGCUGGUUGUGAAGAAGCUGCCUGUGACUUACAGCAAUGGCAGCACGGAUGCAGAUGGGUACCUUUGCUACUCGUGUGCGCAGAAGUGUUUUGGAACCAUGACAUCUCUGGCCUUCUUCCCAGCACUUCAGGAAUAACACAUCCUGAUGUAACAAAGCCUUCCAGCUCCGAGAGCCCUUGCUUCACCCUGGAGCCGUUCUGGGUGCAGGACAAGGCCGGUUUUCACAUCCACGCUCCUUAUCAGGUGGAUAUUGGGGGCAGGAUUUUGGACCAGCUCCAGGAGGAACCUUCCAGGUUCUCUGCAAGGAGGUGCAAGACUUUUUCUCAAGCCCUGCCUUGUCCUCCAGGAGCUGGUCAGCAUGGCCUGCAUCUUUGCACAGAAGAAUAUUCACAAUGUAAACUCUGUGGGACAGGACUGCUUUUUUUUUUUGAGCAUUACCAUCCAUUCCUCUGUCACCAGGAAAAUACUUCCAGUGACAAAGCUGCUGGGAUUUUCCUGACUCUUCCAUCACAUCAUGCCUUGGGAAAAUCCUUCUCACCCAACAGAGGAGGAAUGUGAUGCCAAAAAGUACCCAGCGAAACCAUUUAUUCCUAGAAAAUGAACCUUUUCCUGGAGCCUGCUUUAAUGGCAACGUUUCACUCUCAGCUCUGGAUCAGUGGGAAAGAAGGAAAUCAGUCAUAACUGCUCCCAGCUGAAUUAAAGGAAUUUUCCUUACUUGCAGCCAAGAGGUUUCCCCAGACUUCAUGUCUUUUCUCCCUGCAGCAAAGCCUAAGGGGAGGAGAGGCAGCAUCUGAAGAACUGCUUUGGUUUGAUUCCAGUCUAACACAGAUGAUCAGAGAGAAGUUGGAGAGCAUUUUUAAUGCUGAGAUAAAAUUUGUAACAACAGCAACGAAAGCCUUAAUGCUUUUUCUCUUCAGUUAAAAAGUCAUCCUGAGUUGUAUUUCUUUACCAGCCAUCACAGUAGCAAUGGUACCAGCAGCACGGUGGCCUUGUCAACCAGAGGGUGGCUUAUGCUGUCCGUGUGAAGACAGAAUCAGAGAAGCAUAAAUAUCCGAGUUGGAAGGGACCCACAAGGAUCAUCGAGUCCAACUCCUAGGUCCCCAAAGGACCACAUAAAAAUCAGACCCUGUGUCAGAGAGCGGUGUCCAAACGCUUCUUGAACUCUGUCAGGCUCGGUGCCGUGACCACAUCCCUGGGCAGCCUGUCCCAGUGCCCAACCACCUCUGGGUGCAGAACCUUUCCCUAACCCCCAGCCUGACCCUCCCCUGUCCCAGCUCCAUGCUGUUCCCUCGGGUCCUGUCGCUGUCCCCAGAGAGCAGAGCUCAGCGCCUGCCCCUCCACUCCCCUCGUGAGGGAGCUGCAGGCCGCCAUGAGGCCUCCCCUCGGCCUGCUCUGCUCUGGGCUGAACAAACCAAGGGCCCUCAGCCAUUCCUCACACGUCUUCUCCUCUAGACCCUUCCCCAUCUUUGUAGCCCUCCUUUGGACACUCUCUAAUAGUUUUAUGUCUUUCUUAUACUGUGACGCCCCAAACUUCACACAGUGCCUGAGGUGAGGCCGCACCAGCAUGGAGCAGAGCGGGCCGAUGACGGUGCCCUGGCUGCUACCAGAGCCCCGUGCCACGAAGAGAUCAAAACCGAAACCGAUGCAGGCAGAGACCUCCUGGACAUCAGCCUGGAGCCAUGAGCCGUGCCUGGCUGGGAAAGCUCCCGCAUCCUGUUGACUUCCACAGUUAAUCACUGAAUGGCAGCUGCUUCGCUGGCUCUUUUUGCUUUCCAAGCGCCAGCUCCAGAAAGGCUUCCGUCUUCCCGCUCACCUAAACGUGGGCAGAACGAUGCUUGGAAGCUAAAUGGAACUGCAGACGCCGGACCAGGGACCUCCUGCGCUCCCUUUGAGCCUCAUCUAUUUUCUGCCCACCCCGUGGCAUUGGGGAGGAGAAGGGGAGUGAAGUGCCAUGAUGGGAGGCCUUGCUUGGCCAUGAGUCCCUACAGCAGAGCGCACAAACAUGAGGAAAGGAGACAGAAGGGAGGAAAGGACAGGAGUUGUGAGACACCUCCUGCUUUCCAGCUGCCUGCUGAAGCCCCUUUCGCCUUCCAGUGGAGCCAAACGGGUCGUGGCAGCCGCCACUUUGCCUCCAGAGGAUGGCAGUGCCCAUUUGGGGCAGUCACAGGGCCGUGGCAGGGCUGGCCAGCAAGCCCUGGCUGCUGCAGUGGGGGAUUUCACCCCAAACCUGCUCCCUCUCCCCAUCAUCGUGGAGGCUGAGACACCCAACUAAAGCAUCGGCCACUCUGCGUGCGUUAUUUUAUAUACAAUAUAUACACAUUUUAAUA